GUUCGUGAACGUCACAACAGUGACGCACACCCGGAAACACACACCGGGAAGGAAAGCGUCGCCCGUCGAGGAACAGCGAGGUCCAUUAGUUUAGCAGAACCCGUGUGUUCUGUGCAGAGGAACGUUUCGGUUCCGUGAGAGGAACCGGACCCGGACACGCCGCUCCGCCCGGACGGAGAGCCACCAUGACGGCCGCCGUGUUCUUCGGCUGCACCUUCAUCGCCUUCGGCCCCGCCAUCGCUUUGUUCCUGUUCACCAUCGCCCGGGACCCGCUGAGAGUCAUCUUCCUCAUCGCAGGGGCGUUCUUCUGGCUCGUGUCCCUGCUGCUGUCCUCUCUGGUCUGGUUCAUCACGGUCCAGAUCAGUAACCGGGACAGCGCGGCGCAGCAGAAAGGCCUGCUGAUCUUCGGCGUCGUCCUGUCCGUCCUGCUGCAGGAGAUUUUCCGCUUUGGAUAUUACAAACUGCUCAAGAAGGCCAACGAGGGGCUGCUGGCCCUGAGCCAGGAGGAGACCAUGCCCAUCUCCAUCCGCCAGCUGGCCUACGUGUCUGGCCUUGGCUUCGGCUUCAUGAGCGGAGCGUUCUCCGUCGUCAACAUCCUGGCCGACUCGGUGGGGCCGGGCACCAUCGGUAUCCAUGGAGACUCGCAGCACUACUUCCUGUCCUCAGCCUUCAUGACCAUGGCCAUCAUCCUGCUGCACAUGUUCUGGGGCGUGGUCUUCUUCGACGCCUGUGAGAAGCAGCGCUGGUGGGCGCUGGCCGCCGUCGUCCUCAGCCACCUGCUGGUCUCCUGUCUGACCUUCCAGAACCCGGAGUACGUGGGCAGCCUGGUGCCCACCUACGUCAUCAUGUUCCUGAUGGGCGUGUGGGCGUUCUGCUGCGCCGGCGGCUCGCUCAGGAACCUCAAACUCUGCCUCACCUGCAAGGACAAGGACUUCCUGCUGGCCAACCACCGGCCGCGGUAACGCCGCGGGACUCGCCUGGACGUCGGCCUCCACCCCGACCUGCGGGUGGCAGCGUGGAGCCGCUCUGACCCUUUUAAAAUCCUUCUGUAUGAAUGAGGGAGAAAUCUGUGAUUUCUACAGUGAAAAUGAGAAAAUCUAUCAGAUCUAUAUCUGCAAGCCUUUGACUCAGCAUUAAAUCAACUUUUUUCUCAGUCAGUCCAACAUUCAGCACCUUCACUUCUGUUUGACCCGUGUCAGGAGUUUUUAUUCAUGUGAGCUCGGCUGAACAUGUGAGCAGACUUGGUCCUCUCCGCCGGCCCGAGCGUCUCUGACAGCGGCGGCGGAAGGACAAGUAGUUCCUGUACGUGCGGUGUGUUUCAUCCCUCCAGAUUGCCGCCCCCAGGCCGCGCUCAUCAACUGAUUCUUUUGACAUUUGGUACGGAGGUGUGCCACGGUCCGGCCACACCGCCUAGCCCUUGUGGCUGCCAUGGCAACAGUGUUGCCUGAAUAGAGAGCUGCCCUCCCAGACACAUAGCUUGUUAAUGCUGUCUUUUUUUUUUUUUUUUUUUUCGCCAAACAUCCCUCUGCUCACCUGUCCAGCUGGAGGUCACCUGGACUUUUAUUUUGAAAUGUAUUAUUUAACCCUCUGGACAAAAUUCCCUUUUACUUGAAAAAACAAAAACGAAAAGAAAAGAAAAACACUGCCCUUUCUUAAAAGCUGUACAGGCUUGUCUAAAAAAACCUUGAAUAAAAAUAAAUAGGCAAUAAAUAUUUUGUGACAGGACAGGAGUGAGAAAAGUCAUUAUUUUCAUUUAAUAUGCUGUAUUUGUUUUUUUGUUUUUUAUUUUUAAUAACUGUUAGAGAACAAUCUGCACUUUCCAACAAUAAGUUGCAUCUUUGUAUGUCAUGGUAGCAUUUUUUAAAAAUGUUUCUGAGGGUAAUAAAAAGAGGUUUUUUGUUCAAUGGUUUAAAUGACAUUUCAGAAUAAAAGCUGUCCUGUGGCUUUAAUCAGAACAGUCAGAGUGACACGAUGUUCAUGUUGUGUCUGAUCACAGCUGUGAUGCUGCUGUCUGAGCUGACUGGGCCCUGAGGUGACCGGGCCCUGAGGUGACCGGGCCCUCGGGCUGUCUGAGGUGACCGGGCCCUGAGGUGACCGGGCCCUGAGGUGACCGGGCCCUCGGGCUGUCUGAGGUGACCGGGCCCUCGGGCUGUCUGAGGUGACCGGGCCCUCGGGCUGUCUGAGCUGACCGGGCCCUCGGGCUGUCUGAGCUGACCGGGCCCUGAGGUGACCGGGCCCUCGGGCUGUCUGAGCUGACCGGGCCCUGAGGUGACCGGGCCCUCGGGCUGUCUGAGGUGACCGGGCCCUCGGGCUGUCUGAGGUGACCGGGCCCUCGGGCUGUCUGAGCUGACCGGGCCCUCGGGCUGUCUGAGCUGACCGGGCCCUCGGGCGCCCUGAGGUGACCGGGCCCUCGGGCUGUCUGAGGUGACCGGGCCCUCGGGCUGUCUGAGGUGACCGGGCCCUCGGGCGCCCUGAGGUGACCGGGCCCUUGGGCUGUCUGAGGUGACCCGGUGAAGAGGCCAGAGAACUUCCUGUCAGCUUCCUCUCACCUCCCCUGGUGUAAACACGUCUGCAUCAUUGUUACAUUCCUCUUUACCAGAAAUAAAAACAAAUACAGAAA
Molecule: messenger RNA, 2620 nt
Organism: Myripristis murdjan (pinecone soldierfish)
Lineage: Eukaryota; Metazoa; Chordata; Actinopteri; Holocentriformes; Holocentridae
Gene: aph1b
Product: APH1B gamma secretase subunit
Exons: 6
Coding region: 186-962 (258 amino acids)
Biological process (GO): positive regulation of catalytic activity; protein processing
Cellular component (GO): membrane
Source: RefSeq, a predicted model, not a curated record